AUGGCUGCAACGACUGUCACGAGCCAAGGCGCUUUCAUGCUCAACGACCAGAUGUACCCUUUCAGUGUCCAGAGCUGGAGUCCGGAGCAGCUCUUUGAGCUCCGGAUACAGUUGCCAAAGACCAACAAAGCAUAUUGCAGCGCUUUUGGCGACGCACCUAAAGGACCUAUCUGCAAAGCUGAAGGACUGAAGACCAUUUCGGAGCAUCAAGUUCUCCAAGUGAACGCCGUCAGGUCUCUGCAGACGCUCGCUAUCGAUUCGGAUAAUGAAUCGGUAGACGCGAUCGUACGCCAGUGUUGCAGCGCUUUCUAUUCGUUCACCUCUCAAGGCUGGGUCACAGCUCGCAAGCUCAAGCUAGGCGAGGCAGUGUAUACCUUCAACUGUGCAGCCGGAAAGCGGCCCAUACCUGAAGCGCCCUUCCAAUGUCAAGACAUCUUUGAUCAUCAAGAGGUUUACGAGACCCACAGUACAGUGGCGAAUCAGGACGCGCGCGUGCCAAUCUGGACCUUAGGCGUUCAUCACGGUUGUAGCCAUGUUCCCGUCGAAGAUGGCAGCGCAAGUCAGCAGUAA
This is a messenger RNA of Mixia osmundae IAM 14324, 570 nucleotides long. RefSeq lists its product as uncharacterized. The record is from RefSeq and is a predicted model, not a curated record. The transcript is spliced from 2 exons. Lineage: Eukaryota; Fungi; Basidiomycota; Mixiomycetes; Mixiales; Mixiaceae. Bases 1 to 570 code for a protein of 189 amino acids.